This is a messenger RNA of Cheilinus undulatus (humphead wrasse), 5599 nucleotides long. It is a transcript of the gene rps6ka4, whose product is annotated as ribosomal protein S6 kinase, polypeptide 4. The record is from RefSeq and is a predicted model, not a curated record. The coding region runs from base 890 to 3244 and encodes 784 amino acids. Gene Ontology annotation, molecular function: protein serine/threonine kinase activity; ATP binding; magnesium ion binding. The transcript has 18 exons. Gene Ontology annotation, biological process: intracellular signal transduction; protein phosphorylation; regulation of DNA-templated transcription. Lineage: Eukaryota; Metazoa; Chordata; Actinopteri; Labriformes; Labridae.
ACCGUCGCCCAGGUUGUGUCGAAAGCAUCCUGGUGUUAGCAGUUAGCUUGCUGUUGAUAAAAAUGUCUACAAGGCAUUAUAGAAAUAUUUUGUAAAUGGGUUCAUUAUUACCCUGGCUUCAGAGGAGGGGAGGACGAUAAGGAACCACACAGACUGGUCUUUUUCAACAUGGUCUGAGUGCUGAUAUCUGGAGAAGCUAGCUUAAAAAGCUAACCAAACAUUAGCGCUAGCUACGUUCAAACUUUGACGAGCAACAGCAGAAAUUUACUCGAUAGCUGCUUGUUGCAGAUUUACUACUGCCAUUCUAGCUCGCAGUUCAGUGUGUGUUGCUAUUGUAACAACUGAGCUAAUAUACCAGCAUUUUGUGCUUUCGUUAAUGAGCUGUUUUUUUUUUUGUUUGGACGUACAUAUAAAAGUCGCGUUAGCGUUAUUACAGAGUAACGAUAGCUGAAUUAUGAAUGAGAACUGGUUAGCAGGGAAUGCUAGCGCUAGCCAUUUAAACUUCACUAACAGUCACACUUAUUCAAAUUAGAAUAAGUCUUAGCUCUCUGUUCUCUCAUCGUAAAACAAAGCAAACUGCAGAUACUAAACAGAUGUUUAAGACCCAGACGUCCGUGUUUCCCGUUUGAUUUGGGCAAAUCUCUCGAGAUAAACGAUGAGAAACAGCAGGAUGUCAAACGCAUGGGGAUUAAGGAAAAGGCAACAGUAUUGUCUAGAAAACACAGCUGUCUGCUCAUUUCGAUAAUCCCUGUACCCUCUAUAUUACAGAUGCUGUAGACGUUAUAUCUGAGCUUGUAGGGUAUUAGCUUUUAUUUACAAAUACAUUUGAACAUUUAAUUGGUUUAUUUAAGUCAGAAAAAAGACUGUAUAGUCUGAUUUUAUUAAAGUUAUGGCUGGGGACGCCUCUGAUAGUAGUGAUGAUUCCGAUGCCAAAACAAAUGAAAAGGCCUGCACCGUCAAGCAUCAGAUCACCAAUGCUAACCUCACAGGUCACACUGAGAAAGUCGGCAUGGAGAACUUCGAGCUGCUCAAAGUCUUGGGCACUGGAGCUUAUGGAAAAGUGUUUUUGGUCCGGAAGAACACAGGCCAUGAUGCAGGACAGCUUUACGCUAUGAAGGUGUUAAAGAAAGCAGCCAUUGUUCAAAAGGCAAAGACCACAGAACACACUCGCACUGAGAGGCAAGUGCUGGAGCAUAUCCGCCAGUCUCCCUUCCUGGUCACGCUGCACUAUGCCUUCCAGACGCAGAGCAAACUUCAUCUCAUCCUGGACUAUGUGAGUGGCGGGGAGAUGUUCACUCAUUUGUACCAGCGGGAUCACUUCUCUGAGGAGGCGGUGAGGAUUUAUAUUGGAGAAAUAAUCCUGGCUCUGGAGCACCUGCACAAGCUUGGGAUUGUGUAUCGAGACAUCAAAUUGGAGAACAUUCUUCUCGAUAGUGAAGGCCAUGUAGUGCUGACAGAUUUUGGACUGAGCAAGGAGUUCCUGGAAGAAGAGAAAGAAAGGACAUACUCUUUUUGUGGCACCAUUGAGUACAUGGCUCCUGAGAUCAUCAGGGGGAAAUCGGGACAUGGCAAGUCUGUAGACUGGUGGAGUCUUGGGAUCCUGAUGUUUGAGCUGCUGACAGGAGCGUCUCCCUUUACCCUGGAGGGAGAGAGGAACUCUCAGAGUGAGGUGUCAAAACGUAUUUUGCGCUGUGAUCCACCGUUCCCCUCAAUGAUCGGACCCACUGCUCAGGACCUGCUGAGGAAGUUGUUGGUUAAAGAUCCCCACAGGAGGCUGGGUUCAGGACCCCGAGGGGCUGAAGAAAUUAAAGCACAUUCCUUCUUUAAGGGCCUGAACUGGACUGACCUUGCUCAGAAGAAAGUAUCAAGUCCGUUCAAGCCAGAGCUGAAGAGUGAACUUGAUGUGGGGAACUUUGCAGAAGAGUUCACAGGGAUGGAUCCUGUUUACUCUCCGGCGAGCACGCCCCCAAGCACUGACCGCCUGUUUCAGGGUUACUCCUUCAUCGCUCCCUCUAUCCUGUUCAAUAAGAAUGCAGUCAUGGGAGACAUUGUCCAGUCUCAGGUCGGUGCUGACCGACCAGGUUCAGCUUCUGUUCAACGCAGUGCUAUGCUACAGGAAUCACAGUUUUUCCUGCACUAUGAGCUGUGUCUACAAGGGCCACCCCUGGGUGAGGGCAGUUUCUCUGUGUGCAGAAAAUGCCGACACAAGCAGACAGACCAUGAGUAUGCUGUCAAGAUCGUCAGCCGCAGAAUGGAGGCAAACACUCAGAGGGAGAUCGCUGCCUUGAGGCAAUGUGAAUCCCACCCAAACAUUGUCAAGCUGCAUGAAGUCUACACUGAUCAGUACCACACCUAUUUAGUGAUGGAACUCCUGAAAGGAGGGGAGCUGCUGGAAAGGAUCAAGAGAAAGAAACUGUUUGGUGAGGCAGAGGCCAGUCAGCUGUUACAGAGCCUGGUCUCUGCUGUCAGCUUCAUGCACGAGAACGGAGUCGUACACAGGGAUCUCAAACCAGAGAAUGUGCUGUUUUCGGAUGAGGGGGAGGACUCGGUGCUGAAAGUAAUAGAUUUUGGAUUUGCCCGACUGUGCCCUGCAGGCAGCGCCCCCCUGCAGACUCCCUGCUUCACACUGCAGUACGCUGCACCUGAACUCUUUGAAAGCGCCGGAUACGAUAAAGCCUGUGACCUCUGGAGCCUGGGAGUCAUUCUGUACACCAUGCUGUCAGGCCAGGUGCCGUUUCAGAGUGAGCAGCGGGGGAUGACCUCAUCGUAUGCUGCUGACAUCAUGCAAAAAAUAAAGGAGGGCGAUUUCUCAUUGGAUGGGGAGGCAUGGAAAGGUGUAUCAGAGGACGCCAAAGAGCUUGUUAAAGGCCUGCUAACGGUGGAUCCAGAGAGGCGUCUCAAACUGUCAGAUCUGAAAGAGAACAGCUGGCUGCAGGGUGGAGCCUCCAUGUCCACCACUCCUCUGUGCACACCUGAUGUCCUUGAGUCCAGUGGGCCUACUGUUCGUACCUACGUCAACGCCACCUACAAGGCUUUCAAUCGUGGAAAAAGAGAAGGCUUCUUUCUGAAAAGUGUUGACAACGCUCCCCUUGCAAAACGUCGAAAGCUGAAGAUGACGAGCACAGGAGUGGAGACACGAUGGAGCUCAUCCUCCUCCUCCUCUUCUUCCUCCACGUCCUCCUCCGCCUCUGCAAAAGCAUCCAAAGGGCAGCCAAAGCAAACCGUGAGCCCAAAGCAGAGCUAGCCUGAAUGGCAGGGGAGAAAAUGAAGUGGUUUGUGUUUCUCCUGGCAACACGAUGUCCUCCAGUGAUAAGGUCAAUGGCUCCAAAAAACACCUACUGAAAAGCCAAAAGACUGGUUCAACUUUGUAUUAUGUUUUCAACGCAACUUUUUAACAGCCAAGCAGCCUCAUUCAUCAUGUCAAAUUCUCCCCAAACGAAACAUGUAUUUUUAAUAAGAAGAUGGUGGAGGUUUAGUUUAGUAUCUUUUCAGUGUACAGAAAUCUGUGGCCUUGACUAAAAUUAAUACUCACUCAGUAUUCAUUCACCAUAAUAUGGUGACUCCACACACUUAAAGUCAAAAAUGAGUCAUUUACCUAUGUUCACUGUGGGUAAAAAGAGUGCCUGGAUUUAUAGGGAUAAAGGGAAAAAGGAGCCAUAAAUGAGCAGAAGCCAUAUACACAGCAAAGCAGUGCAUAUAUCAAAAUUGAGCCACACAGCAAAUGAGUAGUCCUUCAAAGGACCAACAGGAUUAACCCUUUACAUGUAAUGACUUAUUUUUCAAGCUGCCAAAUGUAAAAUGAUUGGCAAAUAAGACAAAAGUUUAGGCACUACUGCCCUGUAGAAAUUGCAGUGUUGUGGAAACUUGUAUAUUUUGCUUUUCUCAGUGUAAAAAAAAUCUGCUGUUUGCACUAUUGGCAGAGAAUGUAAAUGAUCAAAAGGUUAAAAAAGGUAGAUAGCUGGAAGGACUUGGUGCUGAGGGAAAUGACUGUGAUGUGUGAAAACCCCUGAGACGGCAAACGAUGGAAACUGCAGAAGUCGAUGUACAGUUUGACCUGACUUCACACGGCACUGAUGUCUCAUAGACACUACCAGCUCUGCAGAUAUUAUAUAAGAGAAUAUGGAGAGCAUUUCCAAAGCAACAGCUCUAAUGUGGGGGUAUUCUGAGAAAAAAGUUUGACUUGAAGCAGCCUCAGUGCUACACUAGUCUUUAGAAACAGAGGAGAUAUAAACAAAAGAGUUUCUCUUUCCUUCGUGUUAAUGCUGUAAAUUAUUGCAUUAUUGAGCAGGUCUGAAAAUCUAUAGCAUGUUUAUAUGCUUUGGUGUUUUAAAAAAUAUUUUGGUAUCUUUGGGCUCAUUAUGUAAAAGUCUGCAAGAAUGUUUUUAUGCCACCAUGCUUCAUGAUGGAGCAGAAUCCAUUUUGGUGAUUUUGCGUGCUCAUUGUGAAAAUUAAAGGGUUAUACAGCUUCCUGCUGCCCCAACAGACCAGCGCCAUGUGCGGCUAUCACAACAACAAUCACAUUAAACAGUGAAAUACUCCUUCCCCUCAGUUCAGUUCAGUUUGUCACAGAUGAGGAUGAAAUUAUUAGCCCCUCUAUGAAAAAAGAACCAAAAACUGCCCUGGUGUUUUUUUUUUUGUUUUUUUUUGUGAGUGUGAAAAAAUUUUGUUUCUCUGUUGAAAGUACAAUAAUGAAAGCAUCCAAAAUAAACAAGGAUGUUUGGAAAUGAAGUGUUAGAAAGUCCUUGCUCUGUUUAACAGCACUUGGGAAAUACUUUUAAACGUAAAAUUUCAUAUGGAAUAAUACUAAAAUAAUUUAGUCCUCAUCUGUAUAACCUGAGCUCAUUUAAUGGUGUUUUACAGAUGUGAUUUUAAAAUAUUUUAUUGCAUUGAGUUAAAAUAAUGUAAGAAAAUGAGAAACCUAAUAAGGACUUUAACAUGGCUCUGAUGGCAUCAUACUGCAGAGCUGGUGUGUACACUCAUCUUUGAUUAAGAGCAAAAAAAAGAUGUAAUGAACUUUAAUUUGACAACAGUUUAAUGGUUUAUUAGUCUCCUGAUGUAAUUACGUUUUUAUUGGACUUUUCUUUUUCUACAUGUUGCACAGUCAGUUGAUCAGUUAAACACAUUUCAGCUUUAAAGGUGCUUUCUCUGAUAUUUAUUACAUGUAAUUGAUUGUAAUGCAGUGGUAAUGGGAUUGAUGAUUGAAAUUGGAUCUCGUUGUGUUGUUGUGUUUUUAUGUUUGUGUGUAUGAGAGAGAAACGAGCGAGCAUGACUGGUGGAGGGAGGUUUUGUUGUACCGAUAUCUCUGUACCAGAUGAAGCAUUUUUGCAAGUUACUGUAUUUUCUUCUUCUUGUUGUUUGGCGCCUUUGUCUUUAAAAAAAAGUCAACUGGUUGUUUGUGUUUGACAUUUUUACUUCAGAACCUGUGCUUUUAUUGGUGUUUAAACUCUUUGUUGUAGUAAAUGAUGUUUUUUUCUUUUCUUUUUCCCUUUUUUGAGCAUUAUUAUUUUACUGAGAUGCACUGUCACUGAUGUCGUAUCUGGGAAUUUAUCUUUUGCACCAAGAUUUUUGGGUUGGUGCAAAAUAAAAUGACUUUUAAAUA